Messenger RNA from Anoplophora glabripennis (Asian longhorned beetle), 4162 nucleotides. RefSeq names its product ATP-binding cassette sub-family G member 4. The transcript is spliced from 9 exons. The coding region runs from base 268 to 2412 and encodes 714 amino acids. Gene Ontology annotation, cellular component: plasma membrane. NCBI's taxonomy places the organism in Eukaryota, Metazoa, Arthropoda, Insecta, Coleoptera, Cerambycidae. Gene Ontology annotation, molecular function: ATP binding; ATP hydrolysis activity; ABC-type transporter activity. The record is from RefSeq and is a predicted model, not a curated record.
UGGUAGUGGUAAUCGCGAAAGCAUCGAACCUCCAUGCUAGUGCUGGGGCAACGCUGCUGAAAAUGUGCAUGUAGGAUAUAUUCCAACAGCUGACUAGAGUCAUAUCGUGUGAGUGUUGCCCAGUGAUUUAGCCGGCACAAAAGACUAAUCUUGUGUGAUAGUGUCAAAACUCCUGAGUCCACUCUAGCAUACAUCAUAAUACAGGGAAUAACUUCACUGCAACCCAGCCUCUAAGUGUAGCAAACCUAUGUCAAAGCGAAGGAAAAAAUGACAGCUGAUUUGAAAAGUGUAAAUAUACAUCUACCAAUAGACUGCGAGGAUAAUUGCGAAGCCGUGUCUUACAGCGCCAAAGGAAUAUGUUGUCCAUUAAAGGAAAUUGAAUCUCUUAACAAUGCUUCCGCCUUAAGUGGUUCUCAAACAAACCUCUGCAAUGGGUCCUCGUCGGUGACGAUAAAUAACGCGGGCACCUUGAGAAAAGUACUCAACAACAGUCCCAACAAUCAAAAGAAACCAACAAUAUCACUUACGCACUUGCCCAAAAGACCCCCUGUGGACAUCCAGUUCAUCGACUUGUCGUACUCAGUGUCGGAGGGAAGGAAGAGGGGGUACAAAACUAUAUUAAAAUGUGUUAACGGAAAAUUUAGAUCUGGAGAACUAACUGGAAUCAUGGGCCCUUCUGGGGCUGGGAAGAGCACCCUCAUGAAUAUUUUGGCGGGAUAUAAAACUUCGAACCUCGACGGACAGGUUCUGAUAAACGGAAAGGAGCGCAGCCUGCGUCGCUUCCGGAAAAUGUCCUGUUACAUCAUGCAGGACGACUGCCUGUCGCCACACCUCACCGUCAAGGAGGCCAUGCAAGUGUCGGCAAAUCUCAAACUGGGCAAGGGUAUCACGCAGUCCGAGAAAAAGAUCGUCAUCAACGAGAUCAUCGAGACGCUAGGCCUGCAGGACUGCGUAGACACCAACUCCUCUAGUCUGUCCGGAGGACAAAGGAAGAGGCUCUCUAUAGCUCUAGAAUUAGUGAAUAACCCGCCGGUGAUGUUCUUCGACGAACCCACCAGCGGCCUAGACAGUUCUUCGUGUUUUCAGUGUUUGUGUUUGUUGAAAUCGCUCGCCAGGGGCGGCAGAACUGUCAUCUGCACCAUUCACCAACCCUCGGCGCGGCUUUUCGAGAUGUUCGAUCACCUGUAUAUGUUGGCGGAGGGACAGUGCAUUUACAGGGGGCCCGUAACUGGGCUGGUCAGGUUCUUGUCUAGUAUGGGACUGAAUUGUCCCAGUUACCACAAUCCUGCUGAUUACGUGAUGGAAGUGGCUUGUGGAGAACAUGGAGAUUAUGUUCAAAAACUAGUAAUAGCAGUAAAUGCAGGUCAGUGCAACAAGUACAUCAUGCAGGGCCACAAUGAAGGAAACAAAAUGAUCUCUAAUGAUAUUUUCAAGCAGAGUGGACCUCCUGGUGAAACUGUGGCGGUCCCAAAUGGCUCUGUAAAAACACCCAUCACACCAGCAACAUGUACAACAUCACUUUUAGAUUCCUCAGAACACCUACCACAAUCAGAAAAAAAUGGAUUUCCAACCACUGGUUUCCAGCAAUUCGUCAUAUUGCUUAAAAGGAGUAUGUACAUAAUCCUCAUGGAUAAAACACUGACAAGAAUGAGAUUGGUCGCUCACUUCAUUAUAGGCUGCCUAAUAGGUUUAAUUUAUUAUGACAUAGGAAAUGAUGCUGCCAAAGUUACGAGUAAUGCAGGAUGCUUAUUUUUCUGCGUAAUGUUUAUGAUGUUCACAGCAAUGAUGCCCACAAUCUUAACUUUUCCUCUAGAAAUGUCGGUCUUCGUUCGAGAGCAUCUAAAUUAUUGGUACUCAGUAAAAGCAUACUACCUUGCAAAAACUCUCGCUGAUAUACCAUUCCAAAUCAUUUUAACAACUUGUUACAUAAUUGGGGUCUAUUUUAUUACAUCUCAACCGCUAGACGCAACAAGAUUUGGAAUGUUUCUUCUGGUGGCUGUUCUAAUAGCACUAGUUUCUCAAAGUUUUGGUUUAUUAAUUGGUGCUGGAUUCAAUAUUGAGGGUGGAGUAUUUUUAGGACCAAUAUCAACGAUACCGAUGGUGUUAUUCUCAGGUUUCUUCUCUAACUUAAAUGACAUACCUUACUAUAUAAAGUGGUUACCAUAUGCCAGUUACCUAAAGUAUGGGUUCGAAGCCAGCAUGAUAGCUAUUUAUGGCCUAAACAGGCCAAAGUUGGAAUGUACGGUACCCUACUGUCAUUUCAAGUAUCCUAAGACAUUUUUAGAUCAAAUGUCUAUGAAUGAUGACAUGACAUCGUACAUUAUCGAUGUCGCUGUACUCAGUGGAUUAUUCAUUCUACUCAGGAUAUGUGCGUACUUUGUACUUCGAAUAAAACUAUUUCAGAACCGGUAGAGAAGGAUUGCGCUGGUCAUUUGGAUGGAUUAAAAAGGAGAAGGGUGCAAAUAUUGAGGUGUGGGAAGAGCUCAAAUUAGAUACACGUAGAAUGGAAUAACUAAGAUAUAAUACGGUUAAACAAUGGGCAUAUAAUCACCGACAUAUAUUUUUCGACAUACCACUUCUGUAUAAAGGGAAUUUUUUAAAGUAAAUUGUAUAGUAGACUAAUAGAGAAUUUGUAAUACAUACAAAUUGCUGUAUUUGAGUUAGAGUAUAUGUCUUUAGUUACAAUAUCCAGAUAUACAAUGUUCUUUGUGGAAUAAUCUGUAUGGAAUUUCAUACCAAUCACACUCAAUUUUUUAGCUCCUAAAGCAAAUAAAAUAAUAUAUAUAAAUUUUUAGAAAUAUGUCAAAGUAUAUAUACCAUAACUCAUAAUUAACUAUUUAAAUAGUUAUAACUACAUAUCUAAGACAAUUAUGUAAAAUUCAGUAUAAUGUGUCCCAUACACUACAGUUUUCACUGUAUGAUCAGAACCAUAUAAACUAAAUAUGUGUCAUUUAAAACAAUGUGAUUAAAACUGAAACAAAUGAUUCACAAAUAUUAUCCUGUUUUAAUCCAUACAGACUUGAUCGUACAGCCGUAUUGUGUCCAUAUGUCAAACUCCAAAAUAUCUUUCGAAUAUCUCUAAAUAAAAGCUGUAUUCUACUCUAAAAGAAUAUCUACAUACUAUGCAGUACAAGAACGUCACCCCACCCCUUUUCCACUUUUUUGAAGAGAAACAUUCAAACAGGUCAAUUUUUUAUUUCCUAUUGACUUUAUUUGAUUAUUUUAGACUGAAGGUGUAUGUUUAGGUUAAAAUCGUAUGUAAUGUCCCAAAAAAUUUUAUUCCACGGAUUAAGUUUACCGAAAUUACAUAAAGUACGUAUUGGAUCUUUAUGAAAAGAAUUUAUUAUUGUUUUAAAUUGUCUGAAAUUUUAUAAAAUGUGUAGACAUAUUUAUAGCUCAAAAUAUAGCCGACAGAGAUUAUUCCGCUAACUAAAGAGAUUGUGUGAAUUUUUCUCAAAGAUAUAGGCUAGUUGCAUAGUUAUAACUGACCAAUUCUAAAAGUAUAUGUUAUUUGAAAUAAAACUUUUCCAACUUAAUUCACUCGCGGUAGAUUUUCUUAGUUUUUUAUUCGGAAUUAAAAAAAAAGAUAGAUACAAAUGUAAGUUUGCAGUAUAAGCUAUACAACUAGUUUAUAAUCACUAAAUCAUGUUUUAGAAAAUAUGGUAUUAAUUAGAUAUUAAAACAUAAAUUUUGUAUAAGUCUGACAUCAAUAUUUUAAGACAUAAACUUCACCAGGAGAUAUCACAAAUUAUUUUAAGUAAAAAGUUUGCUGGAAUUAGAAAGAAUGUCACAUUUUCUAAAAUAUCUCUGAAAGUGUUUAACUUAGGCCGCUGAUUUAUUUGAAUGGAAACAAAAACCUGCUAAAUUUACUUACAAAUCAGUCAGUACUAUUAGGAGCCUCAGAACUUCAAUGUCAAUGAGUAUUCUGCAAAAGCGAUUAGCAUUUUUAUUACUAAUUAAAAUUCUAAGAAAAAAUAUUUCGAGUAACUCUAAAGCUAUUAGUUCCACAAAAACAGUUUAUGGAAAUUUUUUGUUAGAAAUAUAAUUUUAAACAGAACGUAGUGUAUCCAAAAGUUCAAAAAUGAUUCUUCUUCUUCUUCUUUCCUAAUGGUUGGUCCUAAUAAGCCCUUUUGACAAAGUCCAAAUGCUUCCUUGCUGACAC